This is a messenger RNA of Rhineura floridana, 3126 nucleotides long. RefSeq names its product WD repeat domain 77 (gene WDR77). The record is from RefSeq and is a predicted model, not a curated record. Gene Ontology annotation, biological process: oocyte axis specification. Bases 83 to 1156 code for a protein of 357 amino acids. Gene Ontology annotation, molecular function: protein binding. The transcript is spliced from 10 exons. Lineage: Eukaryota; Metazoa; Chordata; Lepidosauria; Squamata; Rhineuridae. Gene Ontology annotation, cellular component: methylosome.
UUUGGAAGUUCUCGCGAGAAGAGGGGUGGCAAGAGCUGUUGGGGGCGGAACAGGGUGUCUUGGGAGCACGUGGGCAAGCUCUAUGUUUGUUCGACCGUCUCGCGCCUGUGCGGCCAUGGAAGAAGCGAAGCCGAGUCCUGCUCAGCCGGUCGACGGAGAAGCCGGGUCCGAGUGGAGCAUCCCGCCCAACGCGCCCGCCUGCAUGGAGCGGCACCUGGAUGGGGCCCACUACCGGGCAGAUGGUUCUCUGCUUCUGGGAGCUUCUAGUUUGAGUGGACGUUGCUGGGUGGGUUCGAUUUGGGUAUUCAAGGAUCCAUCAAAAGCUCCCAAUGAAGGCUUUUGCUCUGCAGGAGUUCAAACUGAAGCAGGAAUAGCAGAUCUGAAAUGGGUUGCAGAUAAAGGCAUCUUGGUAGCUUCAGAUUCAGGUGCUCUGGAAUUUUGGGAGCUGGAUGAGAAUGAGACUCUGAUUGUAAACAAAUUCUGUAAGUACGAGCAUGACGACAUUGUGACAACAGUGAGUGUCCUUGCCAACAACACACAGGCCAUCAGUGGCAGCAAAGACUACAGUGUGAAGAUCUGGGACAUCCCUCAACAAACAGUGCUCAACACCCACAGAGCUCAUUCCAGUCAAGUGACGUGUGUGGCCUCCUGCCCUGGAAAAGACACAGUGUUUCUAUCCUGUGCAGAGGACAACAGGAUUUUACUCUGGGAUACCAGAUCCCCAAAACCAGCAACUCGGAUUGUCUGCAGUGCCUUUAGUAACCUUCCUACCUCACUGGUGUGGCAUCCACAUCGAACUGACACUUUUGUAUUGGGUGACGAAAAUGGGACAGUUGUCCUGGUGGACACAAAGAACACAGACUCAGCCCUCAGCUCAUCUGUGCACUCGCGAAGUAUCACAGGGUUUGCUUUCUCUCCACAUAGCUCACCCUUAUUGGCUUCCAUUAGUGAAGACUGUUCAGUAGUUGUUCUGAACUCCAGUUUUGCAGAAGUUUUUAGAAAUCGGUCCCAUCGAGAUUUUGUGAAAGGUAUAUCGUGGUCACCAUUGACCAAAGGCUCACUGACGACUGUUGGAUGGGACCAUCAAGUUCUACAUCACACAGUGCCAACACAGAAUAACCAUCCUUCUGGAAAAAACAACAACAUAACGGCAUAGAUCUGUGUGUUCCUUUUUGGUUCCUUCUCCCUGGAAUAGCAUCUUUUUCUUACUCUUUUUGUUUGAGUCCUGGGGAUGAAUGUGGCUUGUGCAGCCAGGAAAAAAGGUCCUGUAGCAAUUUCAUGCUAUAUGAGCGCAGCUCCUUUCAUCCACUUGUUGCAGCCAAUGAGAUUCUUUGGGCACCAGAAGUUUUAUUGGUGGUUACAGAACAAUACAAAUAAUAGAGAAUUCGGUUCAUUUUGUUUUACUUCUGAUAUACUUUUUAGAACCUCCAAAGUUGUAGAGAAGUGUGUGUGUAGUUUUGUUUUUUAAAUGGGGAAUUAACAAAAUCUUGUGGCAAUUUCUGGGCUUCUUUGGCAGCCUUGAAUUGGGGUUAUAGUUAUGACUUAAGAGACUGGGCCUCUGUGAUUGAUUCAGCUCAAAAGAGUUGUGCUGAACUUGCUAAUGCCAGUCCCUGGCUUGGUCUCAUCUGUGAUCAAGGCACUCCUGAGGUCAAAACUGACCCACCUUAAGGGUGCAAUGCAUUGUGGUUUGGAAUAGCUUAUCAUCUGGGAUGGUGGUUCAUAGGAACAGACAUAAAAGCAUGCUCCAUGCAUACCCAGAGAAUGUGCUUCAGACAAGUUAGGUUUUGUAGUACAUACUAGGCAUCGUGGUGGUGCUGGAGUUUUGAUUUUUUUUUCCUGAUCAGGCAAGCAUCUGCUAUGUUGCAGAAGACACCAUCUUCAUUAGUGCUGCUUUUUAUUCCUUGGAUAUCUCUGUCGUGAAAUACUAAAUGCACCUCUCCAUGUACCGAAGACUUGCUUCUUGAACAGCAAUUCUCUCUCUCUUCUUCCCCCCCCCCGGGCCUGACAUUUUAAUAGACUUUUGCAACUGUAAGAAGUUGCAAAAGCAAUUUGUGAUAUAGCAUGAGUACCUACAGAAGGAAUAAAGACCAAAGGCUUCCUGGAAUCAAGGAAGUCACUCUCUGGAUCCUUGGCCAGCCAUGUAGCGUUGCCUGUCUAAGUCUGCUUCUGUACUUUAGGUGAGGCCAGGUCAGGAAGCUGCAUUCUCAUUUUCAUCGAUUUUAUAACUGAUUGGAAGCUUCUUUUUUCAUUCUGCUUUUUAUUUUCUGGUCUGUGGGCGUGCUAAUAUGAAGGAGAAAAUGAUAUUGGUCAGUUCUAUGAAGGGAAAAAGCUACAGUUUGCUAUUAUAUUGCCUUAUGGUCCUUAUGAGAGUCCCUUGACUCUAUAUAUGACUUGAGUGUUCCCUCUGCACUUCCUCUCCCCAGUCCCUACAUCUGAGAUCAGGAGAGUUUGGACUAGCACAGUUUUUAGGUUGUGUAUUUUGAAACGGGAACAAGAAAGCACUUGUCUAUUGUAAAACAUUGGUUUUGAAUCUGAUUUGAUCCAUUUAGGCUACAGAACACAUCCGGAGAAAUGUGUACAGGAUUGGGAUGGGGUGGAUAUUGCACUGCUGUAUGGUCCUUGGACACUACAGGACUACUUGUACAAGUGAGACAAUGUGAGUUUUGUACUGCUUGCCCUCUCGGGUUGCAUGAGGUAGAGUAAAGCAGAGAGCUGAUAAGAAGCCACUUGUUACUCAGAAAUGGAAACUGACAACUUUGGUGUUUGCAGAUCUCCCCAUUUAGCUGCUAUGUGAUAUCCCAACUGUUGUUGUGUGUCCACUGCCAAUUUCCAGACCAGAAGGCUAAUCUGUUGUAUAUUUUCUUUUGUUCACUGUAUUUACACCCAACUUCCAUUGUGGAAUACAUGAGGUAGAGUGGGCACGUGCAGUUUUGUAAUGGGGUGUUGGUAGAAGAACUGUUGGAGGGGUUCUUUCUUUUGUGAUCUUCUAGAACAAAGGAAGACAAACGUGCUUAUUUGAUAUUGGCAACAAGCACUACUCCAGGACCAUUGUGACAUAUGAAUGAAUGGAGAUGACCGCACACAAAAGAGAAGGCAGUUUUAAAUAAAUCCCUUUUCAUUUUUAAA